AUGGAAAAAUUUAUUAAGUUACUUUUAUUAAUUGAAAUUGGUACCUUCUUCCUUUUAUCAUGGAAAUAUUAUUUUUACAAUGAUGUAUGUAAGUUUAAAAAAUCUGUAAUUGAUUGCUGCAAACUUGGCAAAAAAUUAGAUACAAGACCUUAUCGAUUACUUGAACAAUGUAGAAAGGAAAAUAUUUCGAAUGAUGUAUGGUUAAAGGAAAAGAUGCUAUAUAAUGUAGGAUGCGCAAAAAAAGAUAUAUCUAAUAGUAAAAAAUUAACUAAAGAUAAGAAUAAACGAACAGAGGGAAACUUAUUAGAUAAUUCAAGAUACAAUGUAAAGCCUGGUAAAAUAAAAAAGUUUGCAUAUGUAAUUGGAGAUUCACAUUUCGAAGAAGGAAUGUCCAAGAAAAAAGAAUAUGAAAAUGAAUUUAGAAAAGUUGCAAAAGAUGAUUUGAUGAUUUUAAGAAAGAGAGUAAAUAAAGCAUACAUUUUUCUUUAUCUUUUACCUACAGUGCUUCUAAUUGCUGGAAUAAUUUAUAUUACAUUGGAAAAAUUAAAUGUUAUCAGAGAGAAAUUUUCUACAAUAUGGUCGAAUAUUUUAACAGUGGAAAUAGUAUUUCCAUUGGCAUUGUCCCUUAUAGUUUUACCAGUAUUUACUUAUGUCUUAAAGAAAAUUGUAAAAUAUAAUAAGUUUAUAUAUAUAAAAUCUAGACUAAGGUGUAUGUAUUACCCUUCUUUUCCUAAAAUAUUCUAUUAA
Messenger RNA from Plasmodium malariae, 747 nucleotides. RefSeq names its product Plasmodium exported protein, unknown function. The transcript has 2 exons. The record is from RefSeq and is a predicted model, not a curated record. Lineage: Eukaryota; Apicomplexa; Aconoidasida; Haemosporida; Plasmodiidae. The coding region runs from base 1 to 747 and encodes 248 amino acids.